Scomber japonicus (chub mackerel) is the source of this 2184-nucleotide messenger RNA. It is a transcript of the gene mapk4, whose product is annotated as mitogen-activated protein kinase 4. Gene Ontology annotation, cellular component: cytoplasm; nucleus. The record is from RefSeq and is a predicted model, not a curated record. Gene Ontology annotation, molecular function: MAP kinase activity; ATP binding. Lineage: Eukaryota; Metazoa; Chordata; Actinopteri; Scombriformes; Scombridae. The coding region runs from base 1 to 2184 and encodes 727 amino acids. Gene Ontology annotation, biological process: intracellular signal transduction; cell surface receptor signaling pathway; protein phosphorylation. The transcript is spliced from 8 exons.
AUGGCCAGACAAGACACACCUCUCUGCCUCCAUGGUUUUGACCUCAGUGGUCACUUCACUGAUCUUCGACCUCUUGGAACGGGCGUUACCGGCUUGGUCCUGUCAGCUGUGGACCAGCGCACUGGACAACGUGUUGCAAUUAAAAAACUGGUGAUGCGUGAUGCCGUGACGGUGAAACAUGCCCUGCGGGAAGUCAAAAUCACCCGGUUGCUGCACCAUGAGAAUGUAGUCCGGGUCCAUGAGGUUUUGGCACCCUAUGGACGACCUCUGCCCCGAGACCCAACCCAGCUGAGCGCCCUUUACAUCAUCCAGGAAUGCAUGGAGACGGAUCUUGCUCGGCUGCUGGAACAAGGACCGCUACCCACAGGUCACGCUACUCUGCUGUUCUACCAGCUGCUGAGGGGACUCAAGUUUAUUCAUUCAGCAAACGUCCUGCAUAGAGACCUGAAGCCUGCCAAUGUAUUUCUCAACACAGACCAACUGCUGCUCAAAAUCGGAGAUUUCGGGCUCGCCAGGAUAGUCGACCCUCACUAUUCUCAUAAGGGUUAUCUGUCUGAGGGUCUGGUAACUAAGUGGUAUUGUUCCCCUCAUCUCCUCCUGUCCCCCAACAACUAUACCAAGGCCAUAGACAUGUGGGCUGCUGGCUGCAUACUGGCUGAGAUGCUCACUGGACGCAUGCUGUUUGCAGGAGCUCAUGAGCUGGAGCAGAUGCAGCUGAUUCUCAACACAGUGCCCGUGCUGAGAGAAGAGGACAGGCAGGACCUGAUUCAGGUAAUGCCUUCAUGUGUCAGUCAUGGCUGGAAAGUGAAGAAACCCUUUUCUGAAUUGCUUCCUGAAGUGGAUGCUCUGGCUGUGGACUUCCUUAUGCGUAUCUUGACCUUUAACCCCGUGGAUCGGCUGACAGCUGAAGCAGCACUGUCUCACCCCUUCCUCCAGCAGUACUCCUGUCCAGAGGAUGAGCCCACUUCAUUACAUCCCUUCCGCAUCGAGGAUGAACUGGAGGACAGUCUCAUCACCGAGCAGAGUUUGAGUAACAGCAACAGUCAGGCCUCCAGCAUUCACUGGGACAGGUACGAGAACAGUUUAUCUACUGACGUGUGCUGGCAGCACUCAAGUGGGAGGUGUCGCUGCAUGCCCUCUGGCCACAUUACUUCCGAUGUGGGAGACACCACAGAAGAUGAGGAAGUGCAGAGGGAUCCCCGGGCCAAUUCUGCCUCACUGUUAGAGGAGGCUCAGGUCGACCCACGCAAAUAUUCCCAUAGCAGCUCAGCAGAACGUUUCCUGGAAAACUCUCACUCCUCUCUGGACCGGGCCUGUGGUUUCGGGUUUGGGGAGCUAGACUGUGGCCGCUCCUGUGACUACAAAGUGGGCUCUCCGUCAUACCUGGAUAAAAUUGCCUGGAGAGAAGGAAAGCCACAACACUACUCAGAACCCAAGCUGAUUCUGGAUCUAUCUCAUUGGAAGCAUAACAUUAACAGCCUCCCUAUGCCCAUCAUGCCCCUUGGUGGCAGUGUGGAGGAUCUGGGAGAGAGGAAGGAAGAGGAAACAGAAGAAGAGAAGGAGGAGGAAACAGGGAAUUUAUUCCAGGAGAUCUCUCGCUGGGUAGAGAGCACCCAGUCUCGUCUGCACUCGCCCAGUCCCAGUCUGUCUUUGGAGCAACGUUCACCCCUGUGCUACACCUCCUCUCCCCCUCUCCCCCUCUCUCCCACUGACCUCCCAACUCCAGUAUUCCACUACACGGAAGUUGUGCGACAACCAUCCGCUGACUAUGAUGAAGAUAGACUCAGUCCACUUCCGGCUGUCACCCCAUCCUCUCAUUCUCUUCCUUCACUUCUCCCUUCAUCUCCCACCUCUCCACUUCCUCCACAGUCACCUCACACAGCGUCUCCACCCAUCUCACCUCUUUUUCUUCCCCCAGAAUCUCCACCUCUUUCCUCUACUUCCUCGAUUUCUCAGCCAGUAAAUGAUGAUUCCCUGGAAUCACUUCCUGUAAAGCCAAAAGAGCGUUUGUUUGACUUGGAUGUGUUCAUCUCUCGAGCGUUGAAACUGUGCAGGCAGAAUAAGGAGAAAGGAGAUGGGAAAAAAGGAAAAGAAGGAGGGUGGAGGGAAGAGAGCAAACAGCCCAACAUUAACCGACGGGUGCCCAGGUUUCCAGAGCAUAGGACUCCACCACCGCAGACUUGA